Solanum stenotomum is the source of this 1110-nucleotide messenger RNA. RefSeq names its product homeobox protein knotted-1-like 1. Bases 118 to 1107 code for a protein of 329 amino acids. Gene Ontology annotation, cellular component: nucleus. Gene Ontology annotation, biological process: regulation of DNA-templated transcription. Gene Ontology annotation, molecular function: DNA-binding transcription factor activity, RNA polymerase II-specific; DNA binding. The record is from RefSeq and is a predicted model, not a curated record. The transcript is spliced from 5 exons. NCBI's taxonomy places the organism in Eukaryota, Viridiplantae, Streptophyta, Magnoliopsida, Solanales, Solanaceae.
UCCAGGUGUCUUUUUUUUUGGGUUUAAAGAAACGUACUCCAUAUAUAUACAGCCAGAUUAUAGCUAAGUAUUUUUUAAUUAUUACAAGUUGUUGUUCACAUACUGUGUAACUGUUUGAUGAUGGAUGAAUUGAGCAAACUUCAUUCUGCUAUUGUAUGUUCACGCAGUAGACAACAACAACAACAAGAGGCUGAGGCUGAGGCUGAGGAUGAGGGUGGGACGACUAUUAUUAAUAACACUCCUACUCAUCAUACUAGUUUUGCUAUUCAUCAUUAUCGUCAAUUAGAAGCCGCUGAUCAUCAAAAUAAUACUAAAUCCAGUACCAAUAUGUCAGAUCUUAUUAAAGCUCAGAUUGCAAAUCAUCCUCUUUAUCCUAACUUACUUUCUGCUUACCUUCAAUGUCGUAAGGUUGGAGCACCGCAAGGAAUGACAUCAAUUCUCGAAGAAAUUAGCAAAGAGAACAACUUAAUAUCCAGCUCAUGUCACAGUAGUGAAAUUGGAGCUGAUCCAGAACUCGAUAAGUUUAUGGAAUCAUAUUGUGCGGUAUUAGUGAAAUACAAAGAGGAGCUUUCAAAGCCGUUUGAUGAAGCUACAAGUUUCUUGAAUAACAUAGAGUCACAGCUCAGUUCCCUAUGCAAAGAUAAUUUAAUUACUUCAACAAGUUUCAACAAUUAUAUAUCUGAUGAAGCAGGUGGUACCUCAGAGGAGGAUCUAGGCUGUGAGGAGAUGGAAGCAGCGGAUAGUCAAGAAUAUCCUGCUAACCGUGAAGGCGAUAAUGAGCUAAAAGAAAUGCUGAUGCGCAAAUAUAGUGGCUAUCUUAGCAGUUUGAGAAAGGAAUUUCUGAAGAAGAGGAAGAAAGGCAAGUUAUCUAAGGAAGCAAGAAUUGUAUUGCUGGACUGGUGGAAGACUCACUAUCGAUGGCCUUAUCCCACGGAAGAAGAGAAAAAUAGGCUAUCAGAGAUGACAGGGCUAGACCAGAAGCAGAUAAACAACUGGUUCAUAAACCAAAGGAAGCGACACUGGCGGCCAUCGGAAGACAUGAAAUUUGCUCUAAUGGAAGGUGUUAGUGCUGGAUCGAUGUAUUUUGAUGGAUCUGGAGGCACUUGAAAA